AUGUCUUCCCUCGAAGGAGAUUACAACGCGCGGAGUGCGGCUUACCCUUGGGUUUUGGAGCAUUUGAUAACCUACCCUGCAACCUAUGAGAUCCCCCUCCGAACCAUGUACACUCUCAAUGCAACGACUCAACAUCAACAGCAGUGUCCGCCAACACCGUCGCCGACUGGGGUUCCUGGUAAUGCGUUUCCUCGAAAGCCCUCUGUCACCGAGGAGCAGCCGAAUAUGUCCACAAUGACUGCCGCCGCUCAACUGCGCGCCAAUGUUAUGCAACACAUACUGCAGUUGCCAUCCCAACCAACAUCCUUGCCCCCAAGCUUCAUCACAAGCUUUGUUCGAAAAUGUUUCCCUCGCGAAUUGGAUCAGGUUGACUUCCCACAAGCUUUAACUGCCAUGGAUUACCUGAAGGAUCUGGAAGUUAGACGUCGGCGGGAGGUGGUGGCGGCUCUGGACAAGCUUGGUAUCGAACGAGAUGACCUCAGUCACCGAGACAAGCUGGCACAGAAGUAUCCCGGCGUUCUACGCUGGGUAUCCGACAUCGAAGAGAGGGAGCGCAAAGUUGAAGCGCUUUAUACUCAGGUCUAUAUUGGGCUAAGAAGAUGGACCUUGAUCAAUGAGCUUACCUUGACGCCUUUCGACAAAGGCAAUUGUCUGGCGAUGCUCAACACCCUUUAUCCCCCAAUUAACAUGAAUGCCUCACGUUUUGUGCAACCAACCGCACAGCUGACGCCUCAAAUUUUGACUCAGCAACGCAACGGGUUCUUCAAGUAUAUCACGGCGGUGGAAAAAAAUGGACCAGCGGUCUUGUCCAACCUGAUGAACCAGGCCAAGAAAGCAGAUGAUCCCAAUGGCUGGGUCAGCCUUCGAGACACUCUGGACAAAUAUGUCCGCAUGGCGAACAACAUCAUCGAAGAAUGUUACGACAUCACCGGCGCCAGUCCCUCCCCAACCACUACCUCGUUCAAGUCUCUUGAUCAUGAGGAGGAGGGUCGUCGGAAGGUUGACUCGGCGAUUUCCUUUGGCUCUGCAGGCUCGUCGAACCGCAACUCUGCCCAAAGCAACAAGUCUGCGCAGAGCCAGAAGAGCCACACGACCAGACCUAGCACAAGCAGCAGCUUCAGCAAUGGCAGCCAUAACCAUAGUCGACACACCUCUCAAGACAGACAAUUGCUUGAUAAGCCACUGCCGCCGCCCAAGGACGAUGAAAUCACUGUGACGCAGAAGUCGUCGGGGUCAACAUUGGAGCGAAUCGCUCGCGAACUUCGAAAGAUGAAGAGUCGGACAAACGUCAAAGACGACUUCCGUCCACGCACCCCAUCAUAUUCUGCAGAAAUGAACGGACCGGACAACCAUGAUCGACCACCACCGACACCUGCAAAAGACCGCAGCUUGAAGAGCAAGCUUAGCAUACGGAGAAUGCGGUCAAACACUGCUCUCACAGAGGUUUCCGGUACGCGUCCUCCCAGUCGCCACGGAGAACCAGCCAUUCAGGAGGUGCCAGCGUUUGACGCAGACGAGAUGAAUAGGAGCCGACAAAGAUGGGAGACCCAACAGAAGAUGAAAGGGAGGGGCACUGACGAGGGUCUGAAGGCAUAA
Molecule: messenger RNA, 1596 nt
Organism: Fonsecaea erecta
Lineage: Eukaryota; Fungi; Ascomycota; Eurotiomycetes; Chaetothyriales; Herpotrichiellaceae
Exons: 1
Coding region: 1-1596 (531 amino acids)
Source: RefSeq, a predicted model, not a curated record